AUGGGCCCCUGUACCGCCUCCUCAUGCUGCUGCCAGGCCCGUAAUCUGCCAUGGGCCCCCGUACCGACUCCUCAUGCUGCUGCCAGGCCCGUAAUCUGUCAUGGGCCCCUGUACCGCCUCCUCAUGCUGCUGCCAGGUCCAGAGUGUGUCAUGGGUCCCUGUACGGCCUCCCAUUGCUGCUGUCUCCAUCGCCACACUCUGCCAUGUGCCUCUUUCAGGUCUCCUCACACUGCUGGUGGGUUCCAUUUUGUCAUAGGGUGCUGUAUGGCCUCCCAUUGCUGCUGCCUCCACCGCCACACUGUGGCUCCACACUCUGGUUUUGGCCCCGUGACUGCCCAAAUGAGUGAAGUGUGCGGUGAUUCUAAGAUCGACGGCACUCAUCUGCAUGUCAUACUGACUGACAGUAUUAUUUCUCUCCCCAGCAGACUCCAAGGGCAUUUAAAUUAAAGGUACAGUGUUCUGCAAUAAUAUAA
This is a messenger RNA of Staurois parvus, 473 nucleotides long. Lineage: Eukaryota; Metazoa; Chordata; Amphibia; Anura; Ranidae. The record is from the annotation of a GenBank genome assembly.